Messenger RNA from Camponotus floridanus (Florida carpenter ant), 905 nucleotides. Its product is annotated as F-box only protein 21-like. The transcript has 5 exons. The record is from RefSeq and is a predicted model, not a curated record. Gene Ontology annotation, molecular function: DNA binding. Lineage: Eukaryota; Metazoa; Arthropoda; Insecta; Hymenoptera; Formicidae. The coding region runs from base 71 to 898 and encodes 275 amino acids.
UUGCAUAGCUAGAAGACUUGGUUUACUCUGUUUUUUAAACUAUAGACAGGAUAAGAAGGAUGAUUUUAUAAUGGCAAUCAUAUGGGAACCAAAAUAUUAUACAGUAGGUCAUCAUUUGGUAAACUAUUUUUAUAUGAAGGAUAAAUCCUUACAAUAUCCGUUGAACAUUGCUAGAAAGAAUUGUUACUUUGCUCAUCCACUGAAUUCAUUAUAUGAUAUAUCGCAAAUACAAAAGAUGAUAGGUGCGUUUCCGCGUAAUUUCUGUGAAUUGAUGAAUCAAUAUGAUAUACUUCACAAUUGGAAGGUCAAUAACUUGAUAAAUUUUUCAUGGCGAUGUUUAAGAAUUUUUAUUGAGGAUAUAAAUAUCGAAUAUGAAUACAGGAAUUUUAUAAAUUUAAUAAAGGAUACAUCUAAUAUCUUAAGAAAUCAAGAAAUAAGAGAGAAAGAAAUUAAAUAUACGAUUGGCAUGACCGUAACGCAUUCACCGAAACCAUAUUUACCUUCGACUGAGAAAUGUAAUCCUCAUACUGGUGUGAUAAUUGGGUGGAAUUACAAAUGUAAAGCUGCGUUCGUACAAAAAAAAUUAAAAUCUGUAGCUCCACAUCUCAGCGAAUGCUGUGAAACUCGGCAUAUGUGCUUCUGCAAAUGUUAUACUUGUAAAUCGGACAAUUCCAGCUUUAUCUAUCAACCGCACUAUAUAAUUCUUGCAGAAAAUAAUAUAGUAUGUUAUGCACCACAAGAUACUGUGUCAAGAUGUCCACCAAAAUGGAUAAAUAAUGUAGAGAUAGGACGAUAUUUUUCUCAUUUCGAAGGCACUCAUUACGUACCAACUAAAAAUUUGGCAAAAAAUUAUCCAACUGAUAUCGCUAUUAUGCACCAAGUACUUUCUGAUCAGUAGUGUGUAC